UUGAUGAACUGCUGGAGCUGAUCAACAUAUGGUUUAAAGACGUGCCAGGGGUGAUAAGUGACAUCAUAGACACAGUGAAAACAUUUCAGCGUCUUUUUGAUACUCUGUCCGAAACUACGCCGCAGGAACUUUUCCAAAGCAUCAUUGAUUCAGUACAAAACCUUCCUGACAUAAUACAAGGCAUGGCAAGACAGGCGAGUGAGACCUGGGAAAAAGUCGCCGCAUAUGACAACUUGCCAAGUUUUAUCGAAGAGACAAGGCAGGUCAUGCUUAGAGUGAACGCAGUGUUCACUGAAGUGAAGAAUGAUGCCAAGAAUCUUUUCAGUGGCAUUCAAGACUCUGCCAUCGUGGUCAUCCCUUGGGCAGUCGAGCAGAUCUGGCAGGGCUUGGAGACAAUAUUUCAGGAGGUUCCUAAACUCAUCAAGUCUCCACAGACGGCUAUUGCUAACAUUGUAAAGGCAGUGUACAAUAUCUACAAGGCGGUAAUGGCUCUGAUUGACGUCAAGGAUCUUACCAAUGACGUCUUCUCGUUUACGGAAGGAAUGCAGCCUUUCCUGUUAAAGGUCGGUGACGAAAUACAGGAGUUGUUUGACGACUUCAUGCGAGUGUGGAAUCUGUUUCAAAAAGAGGCUCCGGAAUGGAUAGAAGGGUUUGGAGAACAUACGGACGGAGUGUUGGAAGACGCUUUUGGCAACAUGAAAUCAUCCAGAAACGAAGUAGUCCGCGUGGUGAAUGAAGCUUUAGGGGUACUACAGGAGCCUCUAGAGAAAAUCGGAAAGCUAGUUGGACCUUUCCUGGAUGCCUACGAGUCAACAGUCGGCACUAUCAAGUCUAUACAGAAAUGUUUUGAGUCAUUGAAAAAAGGGUACGAAACUGCACGAGGACUCAUACAAAAAAUCUUUGGACCAAAGGCGUCAAUGAAAUUCCCCAAGCAGAAGCUGGAUCCUGAAACAUGCGGAGGCGGCCUGUAUCCCAGUAGAGCAGUCGGCCAAACAAGAUACGCCAGUCAAGGCAUCGACCUGAUACUAGCUAAAGAUGAGGAGGUUGUUGCACCGUUUGCGGGGAAGAUUACCUCUGUCGAACAACAGAGCAUCUCUAUCCUUACAGAAGAGAUAAACGGCAUGGAGGCAGUAGUAGAGGGCAUCGACGUUAAAGAUACCAUCAAAAUUGGACAAAGGGUUCAUAAAGGAGAUGCCAUUGGUACAGCAGGCUCUACAGGUUGCGUAAACAAUACCAUCCACUUUGCGAUCAGGGAAAAUGGAACAAUCAACUAUGUGGAUCCCACCAAAUACGUGCCUCCUCCAGGAAUAAUGAAAGAAGACGAACAACCAGGAUGGAUUCAGGAAUGUGACAGAUACUGGCUAACGUUUAUGGACAAAUCAAUUGGAAGCGGACAGCUUGCAGGAGGUGCACAGGAGACCGAUGAAACCCCGGAUGCUCCUGACGCUGGUUCAAGCAAAAAAGCCAGAAGGCUGACACUGUCUUCAAAUGUGAAUGGAACAUCUGGUCAACGACGUGUCACAAGAGGUAUUAUACGAUCCCUCAGAGGCAAUACAGAUGUUCUUGGAACGCUUGGAGUUGACGAUGAACCAGACGAAUCAGAGAAGUUCUCUAUAAAGCUUCAAGACAUCAAAGUGUCAACAAUUGUCGGCACCCUGGAUCUGAUAGGACUCGGAGACGGACUACGACAUAUAAUCAAUAUCUUAGAGAUGUUCCUGGGUGGCUGUAAGUUACCUAACAGCAUGACGGAUGAGCAAUUGCGAUGGGAACUAAAAAGAUCCGGAAAAGAGACUUCCGGGCCACGCGACGCCCUUCUUCGCAGAUAUACUACCUCCGACACUGGAUGUCCCGACAUUUUCGAGCAUCUCAACAAGCUUGACUUCAUGCACUGCCGCAUGCAGGACAAUUGUCUUGGCCUAAGCUGCUGUCUGUCCCUCCCUGUACCACCAUUUAACAUCUUCACUGUCAAAGCUUCUGUAAACUUUGAUCCAUGCACCAUGAAACUGACAAUGGAACUUGGGAAGAUGAAGGAAGAGAAAAACCUGGCUCCGCAAGGAUUUGCGGAGGAGGACGACUACACCUUUGACAAGUCCUGGACUCUUUUUGACUCCGUGAAACUUCUCAGAAGCUUCAGGAUCAAGAAAACAAGUUCAUAUGUUGAAAUAUACCUUGCAGUGAAAGUCUGUGCCAAGGAUAUUUGCCUUCCGCCUAAAGAAAUACUAAAAGGGAUUCGAAUCCAAACCCCUCCCUGCUCCAGUGGAUCCCUUGUGUCGUCUGCUAAUGGAGUGAGCUUGAUGGAUAUGACCUUGGCAGACCUGGAGAAAGAACUGUUCUUCUUCCGCCCUGACAGCUCCGAUAUUGAUAUGCCUGGUCUGGACCUUUCUGGUUUAAGCGAACUAUCAAAACAAUUUUCGGAUAUCAUCAAAGAACUAAGAGAAGCCAUGAAACGAGAGUGGAUAGACACUAUCCAAAAUGACAUGCAGGACCUGGGGAUAGAGCUGGGUAUGAAAGACAGUUACUUGACGGGAACCUUUCCUAUGGGACCGUGGGAGACAAGAUUCUUCGAUGUCAAGGUUCAGUUCAUGGUUGGACCGAUUCCUAUGUACCUGGGCUUUGGAGCUGGUGGGUUUAUUGGCGUCAAAUUGGAAGCAGGAGUUUCUCUGAUGAAAAUGACAGCCUAUGGUCAAGUAACGCCUCAAGUCGGUGCCACUGUUUAUGCAAGCCUCGGGAUAAGUUUGCUGAUCCUGAGUGCAGAGCUACAGUUAAAAGGAUAUGUCCUGACAACCGACUUCCCAACAAGGGCAGAGAUCCAAUUCAGCAAGUUCCCACUAAAUAUCGGGGCUCGCAUGGAUAUGGUCAUGAUUCCGUUACGACUGGAGCUCCGUAGUAUGCUAAAAUCUAAUCUUUUUGGAUGGGAAGUAACGUUACUCGACUUCCUGCUGUGGGAUUGGGAGACACCUCCUGUUAUAAAGAACAUUUUCAACACAGGCAUACCGGAGCCAGACUUCACUCCACCUACUUUUAGGAAAUUCAAAGUCAAGACAUCAAGGACGACCAACGUCGGGAAGAGAGCUGCUAUCACAACACAUUGCGAUGUGGAGCAAGUCGCAGGCCGUGACUUUGUAGAACCUGCUUUUCAGCUAGAAGUGGCAGCGGAAGAUGACGUCAGCCAAGUGAAGCUGACUUAUGACGUAGGGACGUACAAAGGUGGAAGUGACGUGGUGAGCAAUGAAGGCCUGGGAGGACCAUCAAACGUCGUUUUUAAGAAAAUGAAAGGAGGAGUUCCACUCUAUUUUACCGUCACGGGAACCAACUCUGGCGGAGGAAACGCCAAGGUCACAUGUGAACUACCCACGUAUGACGUCACCUUACCAGGAGGGCGUGUCACUCCGGACUUCCUCACCACAAGCCAUCCCAGCAUCCUCCGCGCGUCAGCUGUGGCUCACGAUGAUUCCGUCAUCCGUCUCAAACGGGAAGGUGUUGGCUAUGGUAGGAAAGUCUACGGAGACCAGGUCGUCCCAUGGCAUGACGUCAGAACAACCGCGAACACGGCUGUGACAGCCUCAAGGCCCGCUUUACAGAGAUUCACAGGUGGACGAACUGGAAGAGUGAUAUCCGCUCCAAUUGCAAGUUUGAAGAUGGACACGCCUCAGCAGUGCGCCAUGGAGUGCUUGGAUCAUCCACCUACCAAGUGUCUCAGUUUCAACUAUGACUACGGACAUGAAACCUGCGAACUAUUGGAGGAGAUAGAGGGACACGGUGUGGAGAUGCAUGAGGUCGGUCACUUCCACAAUUUUGAGCGGCUCGGUGUUGGUCAUGCUGUGGAGUUCAGACAUGAAGACUUGCAGCUGAGUCAUGACUCCCUAUACUACUUCAACUUCUACCUGAACAAUGCGCUAGGUUACGUUAACAUCCUGACGUCCCCCGGUGUUCUUGCUGACUUCACCCCUCCGAGCCCAGGCCCGCUGGAGAACGUCAUCAUGGACGUACUGAUGACUGAGGACUGUGGGGACUUUGUCCUGGAUCACUGGGAACAGUUCAAAUGUGGAGAACAGACGCCAUUACCGAACCAUAGGUGGAUAGUAGACGGAGAAGGUUCCCGCACUGUGUUUAAUGGGCACGAGCCACUGGUUGACAUGUGGUACACACGCGCUAACAGAUAUGUGUCAGCGAAUUGGGAUGGUUUCCAUGACAACGAAACCGGUCUCCAUGGUUACUCCUGGACCUCAGGAAGAGCCCCAUGCGGACAGGAAGUCCAUCCUCACAUAGACCCGCAUGCGCACCUGUUCAGCGUGUCGGAGUGGACGCACGAUGGGAUUGCAAGCCCUCUAAAUCUUGAAGACGGCGAAUAUCAUAUCACAGUUCGAGCCAUUAACAACGUGGAGUUUGGCGGUGCCAUGGCAACGACUGUGUGUCACACCACGCCUUACGUCAUCGACAACACCCCUCCAUUCGUGCAUCACGUUCACAGUGUGGAGUAUGACGAAACUGACUUCAGCAUUACAGCGGAGUAUAACGUCAGUGAUCCUCUUUCCAACAUCCGGGAGAUUGACUUUGGACUAGGGCGGAGCAAACGUGACGUACACAUGAUGGACUGGUAUCGCCAUGGCAACACAACACACACAUCUGUCAACUUCCACAUACCUGAUGGGGUACCGGCAUGGGUCAAAGUUCGGGCGAUUAACAACGUGGAUCUGCGUGAGGUUGGCCAUGCGGACCAACCCGUUCUCGUUGACACGUCCCCACCUAUAGCCGGGACCCUGUAUGACGGCAGCGUUCACGGACAUGACCUGAACUUCACCUCUGACCCCAACACGAUAUGUGCCAACUGGAAGGACUUCCAUGAUGAGGAGAGCGGACUGAGUCAUUACUUCUGGGGAGUGGGCUCAGAACCUGGAACAGACGACGUGGUUCCUCUGACUGAGUACUCUCACACGGAAUCGCAGGCAUGCGCAGACGUACAACUUAGUCACAACACAACGUACUACUCCGUUCUUGUGGCAGUCAACAAUGGGCACGACAACUUAAACGUCUCGAAGUCGUCAGAUGGAGUCCUGUUUGACGCAACCCCACCUGUGGAAGGGACCUUACGUGACGGUUUGGAGCCAGACUCGGACUUGGCGUUCUCGUCCGAACCUUCCACCGUGUCCGCCAACUGGGCCGGCUACAGCGACCCGGAGUCAGGGAUCGGGGACUACGCCGUCACGGUGCAACGGACACAUACCUUAGGAGAGAACAGGACACAUUCUUCUGAGAUCAUUCAUGAGAAAACGUCAGUAGGGCCUGACGCCUCCCAUAUCAACUGGCACAAGUUCCACCUACAUCAUGGAGAUCACGUGUCUGUUCAGCUAGAGACAACCAAUCAGGCGAUGAGUUCCACCGUGACGUCAUCUGACGGGUUUAUCAUGGACCUGACCAAGCCUGUGAUGGUUCACCUGGGAGAUGGGGCGGAGCCGGGAAAGGACAGAGCGUUUUCGGCUGAUGCUUCACGCAUAUCAGCCAACUGGAUAUUUGAGGACGCCGAGUCUGGGAUUGAAAAGUAUAAAAUAACUAUCUUCAGAAAAUCAGCUGGGACAAAGAGACAAAUCUACCCAGAAAGGGAACAGAAAGCUGAAGUUGAUGGAACGCAAAACACAUGGACAUCACCUGCAAAUCUCAGUCUAAAAGAUGGUGCGUUCUACUUUGUGCGCGUCACCGCCGUUAACGGUGCAGGGGCUUCAACUGUGCACGAAACUGACGGUUUGAUAGUGGACACCAGUCCACCAAAUAUGGACAAUGUGAGGAUCGGGGUGACAUCCGGAGAGCCUGAGGAGCUGAAUGACGGCUAUGUUCUCCACACAGACCUACAGGGUAUACAGGCGUCCUGGAUGGCUACUGACGCUCAGAGCGGGGUGGUGUCCUAUUGGGUAGCUGUAGGAACGACACCAGGUGGCAAUGAUGUCAGUGGCUACCAGAAUCUAGGCCCUGGAGCAGAUGGUUACGUCGGGAAUCUCAGUCUUCAACUGACAAACAAAACAACCAACUCACCUAUCUACUAUCUAACGGUGAAGGCUGAAAACGCUGCUGGGAGCUUUUCAAGGAACAUCACGUCAAGUCCUAUAAAGGUAGUCCGAGCUGACCAGGCCGGGACAGUGACUGACGGCUGGGAGGCGUGGUCUACUGUCACAGUCCAGGUAAAACUCCAUUUUGUAUAA
Branchiostoma floridae (Florida lancelet) is the source of this 6194-nucleotide messenger RNA. RefSeq lists its product as uncharacterized. Bases 183 to 6194 code for a protein of 2003 amino acids. The record is from RefSeq and is a predicted model, not a curated record. The transcript is spliced from 40 exons. NCBI's taxonomy places the organism in Eukaryota, Metazoa, Chordata, Leptocardii, Amphioxiformes, Branchiostomatidae. Gene Ontology annotation, molecular function: protein binding.